Naegleria lovaniensis is the source of this 435-nucleotide messenger RNA. RefSeq lists its product as uncharacterized. The record is from RefSeq and is a predicted model, not a curated record. The transcript has a single exon. Lineage: Eukaryota; Heterolobosea; Eutetramitea; Acrasida; Naegleriidae. The coding region runs from base 1 to 435 and encodes 144 amino acids.
AUGACAGGCACUGGUCAUUCCACAAUCAAAGCGGAACCCAACACUUUAGCAAACAUUUUCGGUAUGGUUGGGUGUGUCUGUUGUUUUUUAUGUCCUUGCCUUGGCUGCCCAUUCUUGACCGUUGCUCUGCUUCAAAAAUCAACUGAUUUUCAAUUUGAUGACAACAAGAGAGAAUUAAUUGUGCACAAUUAUGGUAGUUUACUCAAUUCAUGCUGUUCCUCUACAAUGGAAUACUCAUACGAUUCGAUUGCGGAUAUUCAAGUUGAAGUUGAUCCUACUUCGACUGUUAAUGGUGAAAAUGGAUGUCACAUUAUUCUAGAGUCCAACGACGGCUCCGGAGCACAUACACUCAAUCGUGGAUUUAUUGCCAUUUCCAAAGGUAACAGAAUUGCUCAAUCCAUCAAGAACAAAAUUGGUGAACAACAAGAACACUAA